AUGUCUGCCAAAAUGGGAUCCAAACACAAGCCCAACCUCUCUCAAAGCUCCAACUCGAGCUCUGAGGAUGGCACCGCGUCUCGCUCCAGCUCCAGCAGCCACGCCCAGCCUUCGACCUCCCAAUCAACUAUGAGUCGAUGGGAGCGUCUUCGUCGUCCAUCCGCUGCCAGUUCGACCAAGAGACCCAACUUUAACGAGUCCAGCCGCAGCAAUAGCACGCACAGCAGCACCGUCACGUCUCCUACCAGCUCCUUCUUCCCACUACCGAGUCCUCUGGGACCACCAUCGCAGGACAUGAUGCGCACUGCGAGCGACGACAGCUACAUGCACAUCUUGGCGGCUUCCGCCGCAGCCCGGAGGGCAGCGAUGGAGUCGGGUGCGCCCGCAUCUGAUGCAGCUUCCGUCAUGUCGUUCACCUGCUCGCUCAGCAAAGAGUUUGAUCGUCAGCGAAGCGACGAGCGCUCCUUGCACGCAUCGCUGCACGAUCUGUCUUCCGCCAUGGCAGCUGCUAACAAGAUACAAUCCCAACAACAGGCGCAGGGGCUCGACAAAAAGCAAGCUUGGCUCGACACCACCUUCCACAAGCUCAGUGCGAGGUAUCGCGCUCCCAAGAAGGGCGCCAUCUCCAAGACACCGGUCCGACCCACCAAACCUCACUUUCUCGAUCUUAGCUCCAUCAUCUGCCCGACCCCAGCACCCUCAGAUCGCAGCAGUGCAACCACGGAGGAUGAAGCCGAGGCUGGAGACAGAUCUUCUUCUUCGUCAAGCUCGUUCAACUCUGGUCCUGAUUCGUCCUUCGAGGCCAUGUCCGGCUGGGAUGAUUCUUCGGCGGACACGAGUAUCGAGUUGAGGACGCCGCAGAACGAAGAGGAUCGUCAACUCUCUUGCAGUGCUUACGACUUUACCACACCUCGUCCUUCCCAGAUGCAGCGUUUCGCAUCGGCUCAAAGUGCAGCCGCUGCCUCGGUAGCAGCGGGAAUGCGCCUGCCCUCGCCACCGCUCAUCUCUCCGCUCAUGCCGAACUUCGCGCUUCCGAGCUCGGGUGCCUCGACACCCGGCUUUGCUCCUCCCAUUGCCAACAACUACGGCUUCCCCAUCCCACCGCAGAUGAGCGGUCGAGGUGUUACGGUCGACGACAUUCAGCACAAGCCUUCGAGUGUCGCGAUGCAUCCCAGCAACACACUUGGCGUGCCCCAAACGGCUCCGAUUUCGGGAAUGCGUCAGCUGCGCAAGCAGAAAUCGUUUGACAACCCUGCCGAGCUACGACGUCGACAGAAACAGGAGUGGAGUGUCGGUGGACCGAAGCCGCCUGGAUUCGGCGGCAACGCAAAGCUGACCAUCGGCAUUCCUCAACCCCAGCAGUUUAAGCAACCGUCCCAGCAUGGUAUGCUUUCACCGCAGAGCGCUAUGAGCCCGCCCGCGUCGUUGCUUCCGCUCGACUCGCGUCAACGUGCUCAUUCGCGGGUUCGAUCGCCACCUACGCACGAGGCGAUGCUACCUCCGCAAGCACCCAUGCACAGCCGUGUUGCUGAAAUGCAGUCUAGACCAGGAGCGAUGCAACGAGGAAUGAGCUGCGACGCUGCGGGUGCCUCCGUGCAACAGCACAGCGCAGCAGUCACAAAACCUCGAUCUCCGCCGCAACGACCGGGUCUUCUGCCUGCAGCUUCUACCGGCGCGCUUCGUACGCUGCACGGUGCAAUGAUGGGCUCAACGCCAGCGGUGAGCGAUUUGGACGCUGCCUCUUCCACCGGCUUUUCGACAUCCGCUAGACAGCCACGACAGGAAUACGGGCGUCGCAUCACGUCGCCUCUGCAGUCGCCUGUAGGUGGUCCGACGCCGCUGCCCCCUCUGCUGCCCGCCUCAGGGCGCGAGUCGUUCGGCUCCUCUGUAGGCACCGAGUCCCUCCCGCCGACGCCUUUGUCUGCGACGUUCCUACGCGGUCUUCCUCUUGCAGCCGUCGACGAGCGUGUGAAGCCGUCCGGUCCGAGUCGCGACGCUCGUAUUCCGCACGACCUUCAGCAGCCAUUGCCUCAGGGAUCAGCACUCGGUUUGACGCCGGGAAAGAUGGUUCGCGCGUACUCUGAUUUCUCUCACGCCGUGAGUUCUGGCCAACCUGGCCCGAUGAGAAACCACGGAUCACGUCUUCGCAGAGACAGCACCAGCAGUCAGGACUCGAAUGACAUGGAGAUCAUGUCUCGACCCGCCUACACCACCCAAACCACGCCUAAGCAGAAGAUCCGACCAGAGUUGCGCCGCGAACAUACCUCCAACGCCGUCCUGGUCAGUCCACCCAAAGACGCUUCUCGGAUCGACCUUCGCGGCGGACUGCUGCACGAAUCUCCUCGUUCGGCUUCAGCGGCAUCCGCAACCAUCACACCGCGAUCGUCGAGUCUGAAGGAUUUGGUUGCAGCAGGUAUGCCUGAAUCCCACGGCGAGAGGGCGAGUUUGGAUUCAGACAACUCGGACUCUUGUCUUGCAUACACCAAACCUUCACCCCUGAUCCAGCAGGAGGAUCAUAUGUCGAACAACCACAACAUCACACCGACCAACUCGUACAGAGCCGAUCUGGGAGCAGCAGCGGGAUCCAAAUGGAGUCCGGACGACAGCCCCGCCAACACCGUGAAGAGAGGUGGCGGCAGGCAGAGGGCCAAUUCGAGGGCGGAUGAAUGGGCGGCCAAUCUGAGAAAGUUGACCAACAGGGGAGGCGCAAAUCAACAUCCUCUGCCGACGACGACUGCAGGAGUGGGAAAGUAG
This is a messenger RNA of Pseudozyma hubeiensis SY62, 2754 nucleotides long. RefSeq lists its product as hypothetical. The record is from RefSeq and is a predicted model, not a curated record. Bases 1 to 2754 code for a protein of 917 amino acids. The transcript has a single exon. NCBI's taxonomy places the organism in Eukaryota, Fungi, Basidiomycota, Ustilaginomycetes, Ustilaginales, Ustilaginaceae.